Closterium sp. NIES-67 is the source of this 959-nucleotide messenger RNA. NCBI's taxonomy places the organism in Eukaryota, Viridiplantae, Streptophyta, Zygnematophyceae, Desmidiales, Closteriaceae. The record is from the annotation of a GenBank genome assembly.
UGUGACAUGCUGAAGAGAGAUGCUGCCAUCAUGCCUGCCUGCCAAUUGCAUAGCUGAUGUGGCACUGCAGCUGACUAGCACCACUUCAGCCUUACGGGCAAACUUAGUCGCGUCCCAUGACCCAGAGUUCUUCCGGAACGCAAUUGUCAGGAAUGCGUUUGCUCGUUAGUGUUCCUUACCAGUAGUAUUUUCUAGGGACCAGAACUUCACUGCCCGACCAGUGCGAGUAGCGCCAUCGCUGUUAGGUUAGGGCGUUGAGUCAGCAUCUUCGAUGGCAGCUAAUGACGAGAGCAUAAGUGCGCUACAAGAUCUUUCUCUUUCCUCUGUGCCUCCAGACGGCUGUUCUAGUGCUCCACUCCAAGAAAUGGCAUUUCGACAUUCUGCUUCCGAGAGUGGGCCUCCAAUCCAAGUUCCUAAGCCUUCUCGGCGCGUCCAUUUCGCGCCCACCAGCUCCAACAUCUUCGGCAUCGAAGUUCCGCCGAGGGAAGAAGGGUCCUCGCAGAUUGCUCCUGAUGAUACUUGGCGUAACAUUCAAGAGCGGGUGAAGGAGGCGUUUGGUCAUGGCAGUGGUGAAGGCGAUAAGGACGGAGAAGGGGAGGAUGAGGAAGAAGCUUCAGGGAAACAGGGGAGUAGAAGCUUCCUCUUUCGCACUCAAAGUGAAUGCACUUGGCAGUCUCGUCGCACAGCGAUUCUGGGAGCCACAUUGGGUACGCCUCGUAAUCGUUCCCCACUGACCAAGUCCCACUCACAGCCACCCUCCAUGAUGGAGGACAUUAAGCUGAAGGACCAAUCUUGAUAAGGCCAUGAUCCUGUCCUCGAUACCUUCUUGGGUGGUGUAAGAUGGCAUCGAUUUCACAUCAUUGACUCAAGCUCUAGGUCUUAGAACCCGAAUCCUCUAUGCUGUCGUUGCACAUUCUUUAUGCAGAAGUUGGAUUCUUGGGAGUACUAAGCGAAAGAGU